Messenger RNA from Coregonus clupeaformis (lake whitefish), 2044 nucleotides. RefSeq names its product 28 kDa heat- and acid-stable phosphoprotein-like. The record is from RefSeq and is a predicted model, not a curated record. Lineage: Eukaryota; Metazoa; Chordata; Actinopteri; Salmoniformes; Salmonidae. Gene Ontology annotation, molecular function: RNA binding. Bases 167 to 649 code for a protein of 160 amino acids. The transcript is spliced from 6 exons. Gene Ontology annotation, cellular component: cytosol.
UUGCUCUGAAGCGGGUAAAAUAUUGUGCGCUUGUCUAGCGGAAGGCGAGUAAUUGUGUAGUGAAGGCCUUUUCUUUGGAAAAGAAACACUGUUUUGCUGGAAACAGUGAAGUGAUUUAUUUUUUUAUACAUUUUCUGUGUUAGUUGUUCAAGUUCCUAUACCAAAUAUGCCAAGAGGCGGUAAAAAAGGUCACAAGGGUCGGGGAAAGCAGUUCAGCAACCCAGAAGAGAUCGACAGACAGAUGAAAGCACAGAGAGAGCUGGAGGCGAACGGCGGGGUAGAGAAGGAGGAGGAGAAGUCAUCAGGAUCUGACGACAGCAGCAGUGAAGAGGACAUUAACAAGAAGAAGAGUGGAGUGGAGGGAUUGAUCGAGAUUGAGAAUCCCAACCGCAUAUCGCAGAAAAGUAAGAAGGUGACCGAGCUAGAUGUCAACGCACCCAAAGAGCUGUCACGCAGAGAGAGGGAGGAGAUUGAGAAGCAGAAAGCUAAGGAGCGCUACAUGAAGCUGCACCUGGAGGGGAAGACGGACCAGGCACGGGCCGACCUCGCCAGGCUGGCCAUCAUCAAGAAGCAGAGAGAGGACGCGCAAAAGAAGAGGGACGGACUCAAAAAAGAAAAAGAAGCUGAAGACUCCAAGUCCAAGCGUUAGUCCUCUGUCUCCCGAGGACUUGGCCUGGCAAAUGUUCUGGGGAGGAUGGAGAGACGAGAGAAGAUUGUAGGAGGGAGGGGAGGGGACCAAUACGAGGGUUGUCGGCUCAGGGGUACCGUGUGCUUGGGCUCCUGCCCUUCAUCUCUGAUGAGGGAAGGGUGUGAGCCAGGCAUUUUGGAGGAGACAGGGGAGGGAAGGGGAACUUCGGGUUCGCCUGUUUAGUUCCUCUGAAUUCUGUGAGGUCACAAUGGCAGGUGUUCUAGUGUCUUCCCUCCUCACUCCUCCCCGUGUUCAAAUUCUAAAGCUGCUGGAGAUCAUUCUUUGAUUUUUACAUUUUAACACUGUUUACUUAUAAAUUAGAAGUGUUUGGGGUCGAUGAGGAGGGGUUUGUUUACCUUCUCCUUCGUCUGACCUGUUUUAAGGUGAAUCAAGAGGAGGUGGUUGGGAUGGAGGAACAUUAGUAAGAUCCACCUUAUACAGGAAGUCUAUGUACUCAUUGUUCUCUGUUCUGGCCUUCGUCUCUACCAGCUGUGUCUUCAUUCACAACCUGACCGUUUAAAGGCCUUUGGCUGCAAAGGGAAGAUGUGGGAAUGAGCGGUCCCAGAGGCAGUAGUGUCUCAGACAAAACAUACAUCAAGGAAUCAAUCAGCUUUUAUGCCAUUUAUCUGUAGGUGUUUAAUUUCCUGGAUCUUUUAUUCUAUUGGUUUUUGUUGGUGUUUCUGCCCAGAAAUGAUUAGCUGUUUGAGUUGUCACCUGGCUCUAAUUUCUCAUUGAACCACCUGGCAGCGUAACAUCUUCUAGUAAAAAAAGUAUAUUGCUAUAUAAAAAAUUAAAAGGGGCAUAAUGAUAUUACACAAUAAUAAAACUGAAAAAGCAUUGCUAUAGCCUCCUACUGUAAGUCUCUUUCUCAGCACUAUGGGUUUCUCUUGAAAUGGACCAUCAUUUUGUUCCCUUUGACAGUUUACACAGGACCAAGUCAAUGGUCGCGUUCCACUGCUCAGACGUUGUAUGCAUCAGCCAAUGGUUGCAUGCCACGUUAUCGACUGCCGUCGGGCACCAGAUUGCUAUAACAUCCAGGCAUUUUAAGAUCUGGCAGGCAUCAGCAAUGCCUGGGCAGAGGAACUCGCCCACUGUCGGUCUCUGGUAGUUAUGACGAUGACAUGCUGUAGCGCAAUGGUUGGAACCUGAUAUGCCUUUUAACAGGAAAGCAAUAUUCUCUGAAUGGAGGUGGUGGCGGAAACUCCUUUCUCUCUUGAAAACACAGUAUAUACAAAGUGUUUUAAUGUUUAUAAAAAGGACUCUCCAGGACUGAAAGGAUUGGUCGGAUAAUUGUUUGAUUUUCGUCUAUUUGAAUUAAUUUGUUGUAUAGAAAUAAAUACAUUAAUAGAUGAAUAA